This is a messenger RNA of Didymodactylos carnosus, 807 nucleotides long. Lineage: Eukaryota; Metazoa; Rotifera; Eurotatoria; Philodinida; Philodinidae. The record is from the annotation of a GenBank genome assembly.
AUGGAAUCAUCCACACCAAAUCAAAUUACCACAGAUUCAAGUGCUCACUGUUCUUUUGGAAAAUGUAUUCCAUUAUCGGAGUUUAAUUUCAAUUCUAAUGAUGAGGGCUUCAUAAAUGAUUUAGGAGAGUAUGAAGCACUGGACGCAGAACGCACCAUAAAUCAGAUACGAUCGACAAUAGCUGAAGAAGAGUCAAUUAGUUUGAACACAAAUGAAUUUACUGAAGUGUAUGUCAGCAAUACAGAAGGUUUGCAAGGUCAUGACAGCUUAGAAUUGUUGACAACUUUGCAAAUUCAACCACUGCAUGAGACACUGGUAAUGAUUAACGUAAGUGAAUCAACAAAGGAGACACAAUCACAAGCUACUGAAAUGGAAACAGCGCAGGAAUAUGUACUUGAAGUUCCGUCAUUAGAAGACACGAUGCCAAAUGAGUUAUUAGCAGUCAAUAAUCAUGUCCCACAAAUACCUCAUGAUGAAAGCUCUGAAACUCUACUAUUCUUGAACAUCGACUAUUCUGGUGUCAGUCCAACUGCCAUUCAAGAAGAAGAUUCUGAUGAACUAUCACCGGAUACUCAACCGUCACAAUCAGAAAUUGAAUUAAAUCAUGCAGAGCGUGUUGGUGAAGUUGUGGGUACGAAUGAAACUUCAAAAGAUCAGUUGGGUGCUACAAAGCAAAGACGUCAAAAGUUACCGACUGAAGAGAAUCGAAAUGAUCUUAUUAAUUUUCCUCGAAAACGUGCACAUAGUGCCAGUGAAAUUCUACCAUUAACAAAUAUUAUCAAACGAAACCGUCCAACAGUUUGUUAA